Messenger RNA from Spodoptera exigua (beet armyworm), 1338 nucleotides. The record is from the annotation of a GenBank genome assembly. Lineage: Eukaryota; Metazoa; Arthropoda; Insecta; Lepidoptera; Noctuidae.
AUGCGUUGCCUUCCGCGCGCGUCUCAAAGAGCCAAUAGACCACCACAGACGGGACCCUAUAGGGCUGACGUUCAGCCGGGGUUGCGGGAUUCCAAAGACGAACCGGUACAGAAGAAAUUGGAUGGAAUUUUCUUCAAGGAUGAAGUGGAUGAGAAAAGUCAGUUCUUCAAGCAAUAUAACAAUAUACCGAUCGGAUUUGAGGUGUACAACCAGAAAGUUUUCAUUACUGUUCCUAGAAGGCGAUACGGAAUCCCAUCUACACUGAACGUCGUGGAGCUGGUUGUUGGAACAUCACCAUUUCUCAAACCUUACCCGAAUACUGAAAGCAUAGAUUCUUUCAUCUCCGUCUACCGUCCUCGAGUUGAUGCCUGUGAAAGACUGUGGAUGGUUGACACUGGUCUUCUCGAAGUACCGAAUAACUUCGAACAGAAAAGGGCACCGCAAAUCAUAAUAUUUGACCUGAAGACUGAUUCAGAAAUAUUGAGACAUGAAAUACCAAUGGAUGUCCUUGUAAAUGGAACUACUUCAGGUCUUACAUCGAUAACAGUUGACGUUUUACCAACAAAAUGUGACGACGCGUUCGCCUACAUAAACGAUUUGGCAAGAAAUGGACUGAUCGUUUUCUCAUUAAAACAAAGAUCUACAUGGAGGAUCUCACAUAAGACUUUCAAUUAUGAUGUUGGGGCUACAGACUUCAAGGUGGCACAACACACCAUCAACUGGAAGGAUGGUCUAUUCAGCGUGGCUCUUUCAAAUCCUGAUGCUGGUGGUAAAAGAACGGCGUACUACCAUCCUUUCAUAUCCACCCAGGAGUUUUCUGUCUCCAAUGAGGUUUUGAAAAAUAAGGAUGCUGAUUUCGGAGCCAAUUAUAAGUUGGAAGGUGUAAGAGGCGCGUUUUCUCAGAGCGGGUCGCAUGACUUCCACAGUGGAAGCAAAACACUGCUGUACGCCAACGUAGCCCAAGAUGGCGUCAUGUGCUGGAACACAAAAGUACCUCUUACCAGUAAAACUUCUUUACUCGUCGCCCAGAGCCACAAGAAACUGGUUUAUAUUUCAGAUCUGAAAGUAAUUGAUGACGAUGUAUGGGUUUUAGUUAACCAGAUUCCCGUGUUUAUAUACGCCCAAUUUAAUACUACAGAAACCAACUUUUAUGUACACAAGGCCAAGGUUGCAGAUCUUAUUAAAAACACAGUCUGUGAUAAAUGAUUUUGACGAAUUUAAAUAAUGAAAAACAAAAGAAAAUAACAAUUUGUCGCCGAAAUUUGGAACGACUGGACUACUUUAUAGUUUUGUAUAAUUUGGAUUAUAACUUCCGAAGAAUUAUGUUUUCCAGACAUG